GUUUGUUUUAUCACCCACCUGUAUUUUGCGUAUUAUUAUUAUAUAUUCAUUAUAAACAAUGUCAACAAUUAUGAUAGCGCAUACAAAUUGCUGAGAAUUAUCAAAGUUCUUAUCUUAUCUACUUUAAAAUAAAUAAACAACUAACAAUCCUAAGCAAAUAUUUGGUAUUAGGUAGAUAAGGGAACAUCUAUUGAAUAUUGAAUAUUUUCUGCUCGUCGAGUGACAGUCUGCCUGGCGCUUUACUUUAAUUUUAUUUUUGUUUUUGUAAUGUUGGCUGACCGAUUACACUGAUUUGCUACUUUGCUGUUGACAAAUGACAAAUGAUUACUGAACUGAUAGUAUAAAAACAACUAGAGGAGAGUGAGUAAAUAGUAAUCUUACUGGGGGGCGUUUUGGCCUACAUUUGUUGUUAGUACACAUUUGAAGUACUGCGAAAUCAAGUCGGACGAAUUUUACUUUCAAUAGCUUAAAAUGGAGUGAGUGAUAUUGCAAAUGCAUAAUUAAAUACAACACCUUUAUUACGUUUGUCAUUUUGUUUCCUUAACCAUGGCUCGUAGGUUUGUAACAAAUUUAAUGCAGUGGUUGCACCCUAAAGAUGAUGAGAGGAAUUUGAUAUCCGCUACAUUCCACAUGAUCACCAUAACCCUUAUAAGUAUGUCUCUGGUAGACUUGACUUGGUUCAACGUCUCGGGGACGCUUUGUGUACCUUACUUGACUCUGGGCCAGUUUUUUUGGUUCGGUUUCACCAAGGACGGAAUAGAUUAUUCGGAAUAUCGCUGUAUCAACACCACAAUCGUAAACAUGAUGAGAACUACGAUUUUAUUGUGUUUUAUGACGAUUAUCUUUGCGUUGUUAGGGUUCUUCCUCGACAUAAUCGGACCGAAAGGGUUGUUGUAUAGAAUGGCAAGGAAGUAUGGCGUCCUUGGUACAUGUACGGUGCUGUGGAUAAUGGCUAUUAUAAGUCUGUCGUAUUAUAUAGUUGUUCUGCUAGAGGAUUCUAUAGGUAAAAUUAAUCCGAACCUUGAUGCUGAGGUGACUUAUGGACUGGGUUUUUAUUUAGUGGCCGCAUCGGGAGGUGUUUCCUGCCUGGGGAUAAUAUACACCCUCAUCCUUCCAUUUAAUUCUUCCACUUAUCUAAGGGACGACGACAGAUGCCUUAUCGAUGGAUUCGAGGACGGUUUGGACACCUUCAACAGUCCAACGCCGCCACCCCCGUACAGUAUACCACCCCCGCCCUAUACCCCUUGAUACAAGACGAUAGGCUACUAAACCAAAGCAGAGUACGGCGGGCACAGCAAGACCCGAGUUUGAAAACUUUUACUCUUAACAGACAAUCUCUUUGUUUUCUCGACAUAUGUGAUAUAGAAAGGGGUGAAGGGUGGUUUUUCUUAGUGACAUAUCGGAUUGUUUUUGAUGUUACAGUUCUGUUUGCGGUUCUAACUUUACGGUCUUACUUUGCCCGCUGCACGCAGACAUAUAUGUAUAUUUAGAAAAGUAUAUUUUGCUAUUAUAAAAAAACUAUAUAUUUACUGUAACAAUACAUGUGAUAGAGGUUACUAUCUAGUCUAUUAAGGUCUGUCCUCGGUUUCCUUUGGAAUAUAACGAAUUUGAAUCUUUUGGAAAGCGUCGGUGUGGGGAAAUACCGAGACGGGAGAUAUAAAUCUGUUUCAGUUUUGAUUUUUAAGUGAUGGAAGGUACAAAACGUAAUUGAAAUAUUGUUUAAAUAUGCAGGUGCGCAAAAAACAUGUUUUAUUGUCUAUUUCUUUGAAAGACUGGACUAAAUUCAAAAUAUAUUCAAUUAUGCUUUUCGUGUAUUUUUGUGUACACCCUGUAUAUAUGUUUUAUUAGUUACUGUAUAUAUUUCCUAGGCUUAUAUUAUUUCUGUAUUUUGUUUAGGUUAAUCUUGUAGGUGUUGCAUAAGGUCCGUCGAGGAGUUGAUUUUUGUUUUUCGGUUAUUUGUUUUUUUUGCCAUUUCUAUAUCUGUCGUAAAUUUGUACGUUUUUGCAACUUUUCAGUUUCAAUAUUGCAAUAAAUGGUACUUAAAAAUUAACGAGACUAGAUUUUCAGUUUAAAAAUGGAAAUGGCAGAGUUUGGACCUAACACACUUUUUAAAUUUGCAUGUAAACGGUACUAGGAUAAGGAUUUGUUUGUUUUUUUAUUUGUUUCGUUUCCUUUAAAAUGCUUUUAAAAGUUAAUAAAGAAAACUUAUUUUUUAA
Messenger RNA from Anoplophora glabripennis (Asian longhorned beetle), 2216 nucleotides. RefSeq names its product transmembrane protein 127. The transcript is spliced from 5 exons. The record is from RefSeq and is a predicted model, not a curated record. Gene Ontology annotation, cellular component: membrane. Gene Ontology annotation, biological process: negative regulation of cell population proliferation; negative regulation of TOR signaling. NCBI's taxonomy places the organism in Eukaryota, Metazoa, Arthropoda, Insecta, Coleoptera, Cerambycidae. The coding region runs from base 547 to 1248 and encodes 233 amino acids.